AAACACGGUGCUAAAUGCUAAGCUCACUAUGCUACUCCGGUAAUCUGUCAGCCUUCAGCUAAUAGCAUUGCUGAGCUCCACAGUCUUCCGGCUGGAAUAUCAUCCGUCCUUUAAUGGCUGAAGAGGACUGCCUAAUGUGAUGUCGACUUGGCACUUGUGAUCAAGGACAGGCGCUGCUCAUGCUGCCACGUUCAGGCCAUAUUUUUGAGAAAAUUUAAAUCCCGGGAGGACGGCUGCUCCACAGGAGGAUGAAGCUAAGGAAACAGGUGACAGUGUGUGGAGGAGCCAUAUUCUGUGUAGCAGUGUUCUCACUCUAUCUGAUGUUGGAUCGAGUCCAACAUGACCCUGCAAGGCGACAGAAUGGAGGGAACUUUCCAAGGAGCCAAAUUUCAGUCCUGCAGAACCGGAUAGAGCAGCUGGAGCAACUUCUGGAGGAAAACCAUCAAAUUAUCAGCCACAUAAAGGACUCUGUAAUGGAGCUCACAGACACAGGAGCUGUGUCUCCCAGUGGCCACCUGCCUUUCAGAAGUGCCAAUGGUUCCUGGGUCCUACCCUUCGACGGUCGACCCACUUUCCUUGCUGUAAAACCUCAGGAUUGCCAAUUUGCUGAGGGGAACCGAGUUCAAACUGAUGUUCAGAUGCUGGAUGUGUACUCCAUUCUAAAGUUUGAUAACCCUGACGGUGGUGUAUGGAAACAGGGCUUUGACAUCACUUAUGAACCUGAUGAGUGGAAUAAUGAACCUCUGCAAGUAUUUGUGGUCCCUCAUUCUCACAAUGAUCCAGGAUGGGUCAAGACUUUUGACAAGUACUUCACAGACCAGACACAACACAUUUUAAACAACAUGGUUGUGAAGCUGGCUGAGGAUCCUCGCCGGAAGUUCAUAUGGUCUGAGAUUUCCUUCUUCGCCAAGUGGUGGGAGACUGCAGAUGUGUAUAAACAGGAGGCCAUGCGCAAGCUAAUCCUUGGAGGACAGCUGGAGAUGGUGACAGGAGGUUGGGUGAUGACGGAUGAAGCCAACGCUCACUACUUUGCCAUGAUAGACCAGCUCAUUGAAGGGCAUCAGUGGCUAGAACAAAAUCUUGGUGUAACUCCUCACAGCGGGUGGGCGGUAGACCCCUUUGGCCACAGUGCCACCAUGCCUUAUUUGCUGAAGAGGGCUAACCUGACCAGCAUGCUCAUCCAAAGGAUCCACUAUUCAAUAAAAAAACACUUUUCCUCCACACGCAGUCUGGAGUUUAUGUGGAGGCAGGCAUGGGACACUGGGUCGAGCACGGACAUGUUUUGCCACAUGAUGCCGUUCUACAGCUACGAUGUGCCUCACACCUGUGGGCCCGAUCCAAAGAUCUGUUGUCAGUUUGACUUUAAAAGGUUACCGGGAGGUCGGAUCAACUGUCCCUGGAAAGUGCCGCCAAAAUCUGUGGUGGAAGCCAAUGUAGCAGAAAGAGCACAGCUGCUUCUGGACCAGUACCGUAAAAAGUCCAAACUCUACCGCAGCAAGGUGCUCCUCGUUCCUCUAGGAGACGACUUUCGCUACGAUAAAGCCCUGGAGUGGGAUCAGCAGUACGUCAAUUAUCAGAAGCUGUUCGACUACAUGAAUUCUCACCCUGAGCUGCAUGUUCAGGCUCAGUUUGGGACUCUGACGGACUAUUUUAACGCUGUAUACAAAGCUUAUGGAGUCGCUCAAGGAUCUAGACCCGGUGACUUUCCUGUUCUUGGUGGGGAUUUCUUUGCCUAUGCAGACCGUGAAGACCACUACUGGACUGGUUAUUACACUUCUCGACCUUUUUACAAAAGCCUGGACCGUGUCAUUGAGUCUCAUCUCAGGGGAGCAGAAAUCCUUUAUAGCCUGGCGGUUGCCAACGCUCGUCAUGCAGGUAUGGAAGGACGCUACCCCGUGUCAGAUUAUGCCCUGCUGGUUGAUGCAAGACGGUCAGUUGGCCUCUUCCAGCAUCACGAUGCGAUUACCGGCACUGCGAAGGAGAACGUCGCCAUCGAUUAUGGCAACAAGUUACUGCGUGCACUUAUCGGACUGAAGAGAGUUAUCAUCAAUGCUGCUCAUUUCCUGGUGAUGAAGAACAAAGAGUUUUAUCGCUUUUACCAGACAGAGCCCUUCCUGGAGACGGAUGACAGGCGUGCGACUCAAGACUCUCUGCCUCAGCGCACCUUAAUCGAGCUGGACCCAGCAGGACCCAGGUAUCUGGUUCUGUUCAACCCCAUCGAGCAUGAGCGCCUGUGCACAGUGACCGUGCUGGUCAACACAGUCAGGGUGCGGGUGCUUACCGAGGAUGGACAGACUCUUCCUGUGCAGCUGAGUGCUCAGUGGAGCUCUGGGACUCAGAUGAGCGCUGAGGUAUUCGAGGCAACAUUUAUGGUUCGUUUGCCGCCUCUUAGUCUGGCUGUUUUCCAUCUGUAUGACUCUCCGGACUCGCCCAUGACGUUCCGCUCGGACACGGUGCUCAGGCUGUCUAGUCGUAGCGUCACUGCUAGGGCAGUUGAUCCACUUCCUGUCCGCUCUCAGCUCACUGACUCGCAGACCUUCUACAUUAGCAGUCAGGCCCUAACCCUGGGUUUCUCUGGAACCACUGGACUACUGGAGAGUAUCAAGCGGAAGGAUGAUCCUCAGGAAGUGAAGGUUCAAAUGCAGUUCGUGGUCUAUGGCACGCGUCCUUCGAAAGACAAAAGUGGAGCUUACCUCUUCCUGCCUGAUGGAAAAGCAAAGCCGUACAACCAGAAAGAACCACCUGUGGUGCGUGUUGUUGAAGGGCCUCUUUUCUCUGAAGUGGUGGCACAAUACCAGCAUUUUCAGCAGACCAUACGCAUACACAAUGUGCCAGGGGUGGAUGGUUUAUCUAUUGACAUGACUACAAUGGUAGACAUCAGAGAUCAGACCAACAAGGAGCUGGCCAUGCGACUGGUCACCAGCAUUCAGAAUGGAGAUGUCUUCUACACAGACCUCAAUGGCUUCCAGAUUCAGCCUCGUCGGUACCACCAGAAGCUUCCCUUGCAGGCCAACUUUUAUCCGAUGCCCAGCCAGGCGUACAUCCAGGACAGCCAUCACCGCCUCACUCUGCACACUGCUCAGUCUUUGGGCGUCUCCAGCCUGGAAAGUGGCCAGCUCGAAGUGAUUAUGGACCGGCGCCUGAUGCAGGAUGAUAACCGCGGGCUGGGUCAGGGCCUGAAAGACAACAAGAAGACAGCCAACCGUUUCAGGCUCCUGCUGGAGAGGAGAUUCACCGGGAACAAGCAUGAUGGCUUCUUUGCCAAACUCUCGUCCUUGUUUCGUUCUUUCAUCUCUGAAUUGUUGAGUGAAGGAGUUCGCGAGAUGAUGGACAGUCCAACAACUAGCUUCCCGUCUAUAGUCAGUCACAUGACCGCUGCUCUCCUCAACCAUGAGGUCUUGGCGCUGCCCGUUCUGCCGAAAAGACGCGGCGUCCCUCCUCUACAAACCUUCGUCCCGCUCAAGUCCGUCCUCCCCUGCGACUUCCACCUGCUGAACCUGCGCAGCAUCCAAACCCAGAAAGACCCCCUGUCUCCGUCUCCUUACACAGCCUUGAUUUUACAUCGUCUGGCGCUGGACUGUGGCUUCGAGGCUCAGAACCUUGGCUUCAACUGUACCACCACAGAGGGACAGCUGAGCAUAUCGAGUCUCUUCAAGAACGUGGACCUCCAUCUCCUCCAGCCCAUGUCUCUGACUCUGAUGCAGUCCAGCAAGCCUCUGGCCAACGACUCCACCAUCAGUCUGGACCCCAUGGAGAUCUCCACCUUCAGGAUCAAACUGCGCUAAGAGCCGUCCAGAGUAAAAACCAUCAACGCACCUCAGACUCCUUGGACCAACAUCUGAGCCCGAGCCAGCCUAAUACUGGCAACAAGUGAGUCUGGGUUUGCCUGUGUUGUUAAGCAGAACCACAAACCUACAGCCUGGAGAAGGGUCCGCUGUAACAGGACAGGCUGCACAGCAGGGGGCAGGCGGUAGCUGUUACUUCAGAGCGUGACAAAAAAAACAAACAAACCCUGGUGAGUUUAGCAGCUGCUCCAGAUCUGGAAGGACUGCCAUAAUCGCUCAUCAGAUACAACUGAUUGUCUCCACAAUCAAAAAUGAAAUCUCUUUCAGUUCUGCUUUCUAAGAACUUGCCUUUUUUUUUUUCAAUUUGUUUCCGUCCUGCACUAAAGUACUGAAUGUAAAUAUCCCAACCGGUGGAGGAGAGAGGCCGGGACUGGUGCCACAUGAAGAGUGCAAUUCACAAAGCUUUAUUUGAUGUAUGGGGUUCUGUUUUUAUUUUUCAAACGUAGUGGAAAUGGAUCACCUUCUUUCCC
Molecule: messenger RNA, 4315 nt
Organism: Nematolebias whitei (Rio pearlfish)
Lineage: Eukaryota; Metazoa; Chordata; Actinopteri; Cyprinodontiformes; Rivulidae
Gene: man2a2
Product: mannosidase, alpha, class 2A, member 2
Exons: 25
Coding region: 249-3785 (1178 amino acids)
Biological process (GO): mannose metabolic process; N-glycan processing; protein deglycosylation
Cellular component (GO): Golgi membrane
Molecular function (GO): alpha-mannosidase activity; carbohydrate binding
Source: RefSeq, a predicted model, not a curated record